Molecule: messenger RNA, 2074 nt
Organism: Tarenaya hassleriana
Lineage: Eukaryota; Viridiplantae; Streptophyta; Magnoliopsida; Brassicales; Cleomaceae
Product: plastidic glucose transporter 4
Exons: 14
Coding region: 273-1916 (547 amino acids)
Biological process (GO): carbohydrate transport; transmembrane transport
Cellular component (GO): membrane
Molecular function (GO): carbohydrate:proton symporter activity
Source: RefSeq, a predicted model, not a curated record
UCUCUCUCUCUCUCUCUCUCUCUCUCUCUCUCUCUCUCUGCGGAGUUGCCAAAGUUUAUCUGAUGCUGUCGAAGUGUGAUUCGAACUUGUGCAUCGUUCGUUGGUUCGUUUAAUCCCGAUUUCUUGUUUGAGAUUCCUCGAUCUUCAUCCAUCGCGAUUCAAGAGGCGUUUCUCUCGUGUUCGUCAUUGUUUCUCUGACAAACCCAUCUGCAAAAGUUUCGAAAUUUCGAUUCAAUUUCGUCACUGCUUUGCGUAACAGGGGAAGAAUAAUAAUGCAGGCGUCAACGUAUGCGAUCAAAGGAAACUCCGCGUUUGCGUUUCAGAAGCGGAGCGCUUCUAAUCUCGGGAACGGACCUCUCCGUUUGCGGUGUAACGGCCUUCCCGCCGCCGGCAAAUCCGAUUGCUUUAGAUCACUGCGUUCUUCUGGUUCGGCGACCAUGGGAGCUGAACUGGCGCGUGCGAGAAACGGGAUCCAGACAGUGAUGAAGUUCUCCUCGGUUAAAGCUCGAUCUGUCAGAGCUCAAGCCUCUGGUGGAGAUAUUGAGGAUGCAGCUCCUCUGAAUCCUCAGGGGAAAAGCUCGGGGACCGUAUUGCCAUUCGUCGGUGUUGCUUGUCUAGGAGCCAUAUUGUUCGGUUACCACCUCGGGGUUGUUAAUGGUGCCCUUGAGUACCUUGCUAAGGAUCUUGGUAUUGCCGAUAAUACUGUUUUACAAGGAUGGAUCGUUAGCUCACUGCUGGCUGGUGCGACGGUUGGUUCGUUUACGGGAGGUUCAUUGGCUGACAAGUUCGGAAGAACACGUACAUUCCAAUUGGAUGCCAUCCCACUUGCAGUUGGAGCUUUCUUAUGUGCGACGGCUAAGAGUGUGCAGACUAUGAUCAUCGGGCGUCUACUUGCUGGCAUUGGAAUCGGGAUCUCAUCAGCAAUUGUGCCACUUUACAUAUCCGAGAUAUCACCAACUGAAAUCCGGGGUGCCCUUGGAUCUGUAAACCAACUGUUCAUAUGCAUCGGAAUUCUUGCUGCCCUCAUAGCUGGACUUCCCCUCGCCGGAAACCCUCUAUGGUGGAGGACAAUGUUUGGUAUUGCCGUUGUCCCAUCUGUUCUGUUGGCUUUAGGAAUGGCGUUUUCUCCUGAAAGCCCACGGUGGCUGGCUCAGCAAGGAAAGAUUUCCGAAGCCGAAAAAGCAGUCAAAACACUGUAUGGUAAAGAGAGAGUUGUUGAAGUCGUGCGUGAUUUAUCAGCCUCUGGUCAAGGUUCCUCGGAGCCGGAGGCUGGAUGGUUUGAUCUUUUCAGCAGCCGUUACUGGAAAGUUGUUAGCGUCGGAGCAGCUCUCUUCUUGUUUCAACAAAUGGCCGGGAUAAAUGCCGUUGUGUAUUACUCUACAUCAGUGUUCCGAAGUGCCGGGAUUCAAUCUGAUGUUGCGGCUAGUGCUCUUGUCGGGGCAUCGAAUGUCUUCGGAACUGCUGUUGCAUCCUCUUUGAUGGACAAGAUGGGAAGGAAAAGUCUUCUACUCACUAGCUUCACUGGAAUGGCGAUGUCGAUGCUGUUGCUUUCGUUAUCCUUUACCUGGAAGGCACUUGCUGCGUAUUCCGGCACUCUUGCCGUUGUUGGAACUGUUCUAUACGUACUGUCGUUUUCGCUCGGGGCUGGACCCGUGCCAGCGCUUCUUCUCCCGGAGAUAUUCGCUUCCCGAAUCAGAGCAAAGGCCGUUGCUUUAUCUCUGGGCAUGCACUGGAUCUCGAACUUCGUGAUCGGGCUAUACUUUUUGAGCGUGGUAAAUAAGUUCGGGAUCAGCAGUGUGUACAUGGGAUUUGCCGGAGUCUGCCUCCUCGCCGUCUUGUACAUAACCGGGAACGUCGUGGAAACAAAGGGACGAUCGCUCGAGGAAAUAGAGAUGGCUCUCACCACUGGUGCUUGAUUAGGUGUCGAGUGAAUUCAUCAAGGCUUUGUGUUAGAUUCUCGUGCGUAAACUGCAUCCUCUCUUUUUCUGGUAGCUUUGUACAAAUAAAGUCUUGUCUCUGUUUCGUCUGGGUAUCUCCGAAGAUCCGUCAAUUGAUUUCCUUUGAUAUUUUUCCA